Molecule: messenger RNA, 3584 nt
Organism: Mytilus californianus (California mussel)
Lineage: Eukaryota; Metazoa; Mollusca; Bivalvia; Mytilida; Mytilidae
Exons: 1
Coding region: 174-2147 (657 amino acids)
Molecular function (GO): protein binding; zinc ion binding
Source: RefSeq, a predicted model, not a curated record
GUUAUGGUGAUAAAGGAAAUAAUACAAAUUUAGUUCAUUAACUUCGUCAUAUCCGAUUAUUAAACGCAUGUGUUUAGUGUUGAAUUAAAAGACAAAUACCCGGACACUUAACUAAGUUCCACAUUCAAAAUCUCGGACCAUACAGUUCUAAUUUUUGUGAUUUCUUGUUCAAAAUGUCUACUGCCGACCCUCUUCAGUGUAUGCUGUGCAGUAAGAGACAUAAAGACCCAAGGAUUUUAGAGUGCUUUCAUUCAUUCUGUCGAGAAUGCAUAGACAAACACAUUAACAAAAUCGAAGCUAAAGUAUCAUUCGCAUGUCCUAUGUGUCGUAUGGAGAUAGUAAUUCCAAAAUCUGGAGUGAAAGGUUUCAAAGUUAACUACUAUAUCCGGGCUAUUCAGGCUAGUGCUGCAUUUUCAACGUUUUCAAACUGUGAUAAAUGUAAGCCGGAGACAACGGAAGCUGUAGAUCGCUGCCUAGAAUGUGAAAGUAAUUUCUGUGAUACAUGUAGUAACCGUCAUAUUGACACGGAUGGUAAUCGAGAUCAUCAUGUCAUCAAAUUGGCAAAACCCGAGACAAAAAGUAUAACUCAACUGUCACACAAAUCAUACUGUGAAAAACACAAAGAGGAAAACAAAUUCUAUUGCAUGCUUUGCGAAAUUCCUGUCUGUAAGGAAUGUGUUGCUAAAGUUUCAGAUCACAAGGGACACAAAUACAAAGGCAUCCAUGAAGGCGCGAAAGAAAAACGUGAGAAAGUCAAUCCAAUGAUUAAAAGUAUGCAUGAGUAUCUGCCUUGCCUCCAAGACUACGUGAAGGAAAUGGUAGAAUGUAAAAAAAUGCUGGACGGUUACUCACAAGAGGCCAUCACAAAUAUUACAAACAGAUGUCAAUUUUUAAAGGAUCAAAUUGACAAAAUUGGAAACAAUCUGGUUUCGGAAGUGGAAAGUCACAAAAAUGGUGAAAACGAACGCAUUGACAAACAUAUAGAGGUUACACAACACACAAUUACUUCAGUAUCUUCUAUAAACAAUUCUGUUGAAGAGAUACUCAACCUAGGAAAUGACGCAGAGGUUGUUCUUAUGUGUCAAAGAGUCCAAAAUCGUUUUAAACAUGUGGAUAAAGAAAUUCCACAGUCAGGCCUAAAAUCUUGUAAAAGCACGACAUUUCAUGUUGGCGCCGAUGAUGCCAAAUGCUUGGAAGACAUGGUAGGUUACUGUGAUGAUACGGAUAUCAAAAUGCCAUUUCUACCCUUACCUUGGGGCCUGAGAAUAGCUUUACAAUUUGAUGUCCAGCUUUUGUUCAGUUUCAAAGUUUCAGAAGUUAUGGACACAAUUCAUGCGAUAGCGCCAAUAUCCGACAAGGAAGCAUGGAUAUGUUGUGGAUGGGGAACCAACCAGAUGCAUCUAUUUUCCAAUAAAGGUGUAAAACUGCGCACACAGAAGUUGGACAUACAAAUAGAUGAUAUCCACGGACGUCCGAAUGGCGAGGUUUAUAUUUCUAGCUACGACGGAAAGAAACUAGUUAAACUUGACCAGGACUUAAAUCCGAAAGAUUUUGUUAAACUGAAUUGGUAUCCUGGAGGAAUAACUUUCACAAAGAAAAAUCAACUGUUAGUAUGUGCCGUAGACAGCUAUGUGACUACACGGGGUCAAGCGUCACGAAGGAUGGUGAUUAGAAUCAACGAAGCAGGACAAAUUCUGGACCAAAUCGAGGAAGACGGUUGCCAGGAAAUAUUUUGCGCACCGUAUAGACUUCAUGAAAAUAUGCUUGGUGAUAUUUGCGUUUCCGACCGCGAAGAAAACAAUGUAAGAAUAACAACCCUCACUACACAGGGUGUUGUUAAACAUUAUUACCGUGGGCCGUCCGAGAUUGGUUUGAAGAAACCAUUUAAUCCUUUUGGUGUAGUUGCUGACAAGUCUGGCAACGUGUUAGUUGCUGAUUGGAGUAACCACGCUGUUCAUUUACUGGACUUAAGUGGUCAGUUUAUCGGGUUCCUCUUGUCCGAGAAGGACGGAAUACGUGGUCCAAACGCAAUGGCCUUGGACAAAGAAGGACACUUAUGGGUUGGUGACACUAAAUCGACAGUAUGGAUAUUCAAGUAUGCUAGAAAAGGGGAGAAUGGUACACAGUCUCCUUCCACGAGUCAGUGAUUGUAAACUUACUAAAGAUAACAAAUGUCAAGGAAACUAUAAAGUGUUAAAUAAUUAUUUAAUCUAGUCUCCAUUUGUAUUCACAAUUAUAUAGUUUAUACAAAAGUGCAUACAUGUAUUUUUUCAUCAUUAUAAACCCAAUGAUAUGAUGACCUAUAGGUACUAAUGUUUUAAAUGGGAAUACUAAAAGAAAGUUCUUUUAUGUACAAUCGAGUUUAAAUAUUUAUCUCUGAUUUCGUUAUGCUCAUAUUAGCUUAUUUGCUUUGACGAUCACGCGACUUUGGAUAAAUCUGAAUUUUAAGCAGAUUAUUUUGCUGUGGUAAUACUUUCCAGCACAGGCUUAUUUGACAAGCGCAUGACGCAUUAGGUGCCAUUUUUGUUUCUAAAUUAAAUACAUGCAUUGCAGUUAGGAGGAGCAGAAUUAUAUUAAUGGAACGCGGGUAUUUGAGGAAUCAAGAGUGACAAGAUCCUUUCAAGAAAAUACUCUUUUGGCUUUUAUUCAUGUGUGUUUUUCUUAUUGCACAUACACGAUUCGGCAAAAGAUAUCGCGCACGUGUACUCCCUUAAAUUACCAACCUUACAGUCGGAGCUAUUAUUACUUUCAUAACUAUCAUCGAAAAGUCUAUGUUAGUAGAUAUAAAAACCAAAUCUGUUGACAUAAUACACGUUCAAUUUCCCCAUAACAAUAGAGAACUAUGAAUAAAAAACAUUGGAAGCAGUACUAGUUCUGUAGUGGAUUGGUCUUGUAUGAUGUCCGAUGCAUUUUAUAGUAUUUGGCUUCAAAAUGUAUUGACCUCGAGCGUAUCUGGUGAAGGUUAUCCCUGAUACACGUGUUGUAAGCUCUGACAUUGGAAUAGUGCAACUAAACCAAGGGUGUUUUAAAUCACACCUUAACCGUAUGAUUUGUAUUUGAUGGAAGAGAUUACGAAUUUAAACAUAAUUUAAACAGAUGAACCGAACAGUCAAUGCAUGGACGUCUUGAUAACCUUUGAUAUUAAGAUGUUGUGAAUAUCUCAAAAACAAUAGAGUUUAUGCUUGAGAUAAUGGGCAAUUUGACACGUGUUGACAUUAAAAUCUACAGUUUUGGAAAAAUCAUCGCAUUGCAUGACAUCACAUUACAUGUUUCAGGGACGGAACAGACAAUGUGUUAAAGACCAAACUACCAGUGAUUUUUCCUUUAAAUUUUGUAUGAAGGUAUUUCAUGGUUUUAGAAACACAAUAUGAUGAAUAAAAUUGGGGGUCACCGACUUCGUUCUGUCACUAUAGCAACCUAAGUUUCGUGUUUUCUCGAAUAUUAACAUGAUAUUUGCUUGUUACUAGUAUUUAAAAUUUCAAAAAAUCCCAUUAUAUCAAACCUUAUAUAUAUAUACAAGCAUAAUUCUCAUUUCACGUUAAACAGCAUAUUUGUAUCUAUAAAUUAAAUAUUCAAGAGUUUAA